Ilex paraguariensis (yerba mate) is the source of this 378-nucleotide messenger RNA. NCBI's taxonomy places the organism in Eukaryota, Viridiplantae, Streptophyta, Magnoliopsida, Aquifoliales, Aquifoliaceae. The record is from the annotation of a GenBank genome assembly.
AUGGCGACCGGAUUGUGGGAUGAUUUUACCAUUACACACCUGAAAUCACCCCCAGAACGGCUCAAACUCCUCCAUUGGCAAGGGCAAAGCCAUGGCAAUCUAUUUGCCCUCACCAUUGACGAUUCUAUCAUCGUUCACCCAAAUAUCUACCUAAACUCAGCCAUGGAGGUCCACGGUAUUUGCGCCAUUCUUGAUUACACUGUCAAUGGUGGUGACUUCUUCGCACCACCAGUGAUUCUGCCAUUUUUUCCGACCGGGAAAGUCAUAGGUGGCCGGAGGUCUGACGCAAGAUGCAUGUGCACUGAGUUUCCGAUGGUUUUCUCGAUUGUUUGUGCUGUUUUUGCAUUCAAGAUUCUUAGAAACCCUCUUGCUCGUUGA